CUUCCUCUGUGCGUUUCCCGUCAAUUUCCUCCGCAGGAUCCAAAGCUCAGGGCCUUAGCACUUAGCUCCUUCCAUCCAUCGGCGUUCGUUCCUUCCCCCGACACGCACAAAAAAAUAAAUGUAUAUAUGUAUAUAUGUAAAUAAAUUGGAGAGCAAGAAAUCGGCCCAACCGGCCCUCACCCUCCCCUAUAUAUACCACAGGACUCUUCCUCCUCUUCUCCAAGCAACCACAAACACAAAUACAGCGUAGACAGCUUCUCUCUCUCUCUCUCUCUCUCUCUCUCUCCGUUAAUUAAUAGCAGCGAAAAUGGUUCUGUCGAAGACGGCUUCAGAGUCUGAUAUUUCGGUGCACUCCACCUUCGCUUCUCGCUAUGUGAGAACUUCGCUGCCCAGGUUUAAGAUGCCGGAGAACUCGAUUCCGAAGGAGGCGGCUUACCAGAUAAUAAACGACGAGCUGAUGCUGGACGGGAAUCCGAGGCUGAACCUGGCGUCGUUUGUGACGACGUGGAUGGAGCCGGAGUGCGAUAAGCUGAUGAUGGCCGCCAUUAACAAGAACUACGUUGACAUGGACGAGUACCCCGUCACCACCGAGCUUCAGAACCGAUGUGUCAACAUGAUAGCUCAUCUAUUUAAUGCUCCGUUGGGGGAAUCUGAGGCUGCGGUGGGCGUAGGAACUGUGGGGUCGUCGGAAGCCAUAAUGCUAGCGGGUCUUGCUUUCAAGAGAAGGUGGCAAAACAAGCAGAAGGCGGAGGGGAAACCCUUCGACAAGCCCAACAUCGUCACCGGCGCCAAUGUUCAGGUAUGUUGGGAGAAAUUCGCGAGGUACUUUGAGGUAGAGCUGAAGGAGGUUAAGCUAAGGGAAGGGUACUAUGUUAUGGACCCUAUGAAAGCUGUGGAAAUGGUGGAUGAGAACACCAUUUGCGUAGCCGCUAUUCUGGGUUCGACCCUAAAUGGAGAAUUCGAAGACGUCAAAGUCCUGAAUGAUCUCUUGGUCGAAAAGAACAAGGAAACUGGUUGGGAUACCCCGAUUCACGUCGAUGCAGCGAGUGGCGGAUUCAUUGCACCCUUCAUUUAUCCAGAGCUGGAGUGGGACUUCAGGCUGCCAUUGGUAAAGAGCAUCAAUGUCAGUGGGCACAAGUAUGGUUUGGUAUAUGCUGGCAUUGGGUGGGUUAUCUGGAGGACAAAAGAAGACUUGCCUGAAGAACUAGUAUUCCACAUAAAUUACCUUGGUGCUGAUCAACCCACCUUCACCCUCAAUUUCUCCAAAGGUUCUAGUCAAGUUAUUGCUCAGUACUAUCAACUAAUCCGUUUGGGAUUUGAGGGAUAUCAAAACGUGAUGGUGAAUUGUCGUGAGAAUGCACUUGUGCUGAAAAAGGGUUUGGAGGACACAGGACGCUUCAACAUUGUGUCCAAGGACGAUGGGGUUCCACUGGUGGCCUUCUCAUUGAAGGACAACAGUUGUCACAACGAGUUCGAGGUGUCUGAAAUGCUUCGCCGCUUUGGGUGGAUAGUGCCAGCCUACACCAUGCCUGCGGAUGCACAGCAUGUCACGGUGCUCCGCGUCGUCAUAAGAGAAGACUUCUCUCGCACCCUUGCGGAGCGCCUGGUGAUCGACAUCACCAAGGUGCUCACAGAGCUUGACACGCUUCCGGCAAGGCUCCGUGCCAAGAUGGCCAUCACUAGUACAGAAGAACCAAGGAAGAAUGGCACUGUCAUCAAGAAAACAAAAACUGAGAUCGAGACACAGAGGGAAAUCACCGACGUCUGGAAGAAGUUUGUCAUGGCUAAGAAGACAAGCCGCGUUUGCUAGUGCUUGUUCAAAACACGGACUUAAUUCUCUCUCAUUAUUAUUAAUUAUUUUUCUUCUUCUUUUGGCCACAGUCAGGCUAGGUGAUCUUCGAAUACCUGUCCCUAGUUCUACUUAAGGAUUUUGUAGCUUUAUCAUACUUGCUGCAAUGCUUUUUUUUUUUUUUUUUUCCUACUUCCUAUUAAGGAGUUCGAACUCUGAAGUUGACAUUGGUAUCUAUUGUCUAACAUUUAGAAUCUGUUAAUCUUUAAGUAUUGAAACAAACAUAUUUUUGAAUAAAACAUUUUUUUUGGUGUCGUCUUUAA
Messenger RNA from Malania oleifera, 2112 nucleotides. RefSeq names its product glutamate decarboxylase 4. NCBI's taxonomy places the organism in Eukaryota, Viridiplantae, Streptophyta, Magnoliopsida, Santalales, Ximeniaceae. Gene Ontology annotation, biological process: L-glutamate catabolic process. The record is from RefSeq and is a predicted model, not a curated record. Bases 308 to 1810 code for a protein of 500 amino acids. The transcript is spliced from 7 exons. Gene Ontology annotation, molecular function: glutamate decarboxylase activity; pyridoxal phosphate binding. Gene Ontology annotation, cellular component: cytosol.